ACGGCUGCCUCCUCCAAUCGCGCUCCCAUCCCAGCCAAUGAGCGGAGAGGACGGCCGGGGGGCGGACUGCAGGCGAGCGGGUGACGGAAGGCGGCGCACGCGGCCUUUCCUUUCCUGCGGGCUGCGGAGCAGGCAGCACCAUGAAGGCGUCGGGCACCCUGCGGGAGUACAAGGUGGUCGGGCGAUGCCUGCCUACGCCGAAGUGCACGACUCCUCCUCUCUACCGGAUGCGGAUUUUCGCUCCGAACCAUGUUGUCGCCAAAUCCCGGUUCUGGUACUUCGUUUCUCAACUGAAGAAGAUGAAGAAGUCUUCUGGAGAGAUUGUGUACUGUGGCCAGGUGUAUGAGAAGUCCCCUCUGCGGGUAAAAAAUUUUGGUAUUUGGUUGCGCUAUGAUUCUCGUAGUGGAACUCACAACAUGUACAGGGAGUACAGGGAUUUGACCACGGCCGGUGCUGUCACUCAGUGCUACCGUGAUAUGGGAGCCCGUCAUCGUGCCCGUGCUCACUCUAUUCAGAUCAUGAAAGUUGAGGAAAUUGCUGCCAGCAAAUGCCGUAGACCAGCAGUCAAACAGUUCCACGAUUCUAAAAUCAAGUUCCCUCUGCCACACAGAGUUCUGCGUCGCCAGCACAAACCACGUUUCACCACCAAGAGACCAAAUACUUUCUUUUAAAUAUGAAAACAUGCUGUCAACUCUGUGUUGUAAUAAAGGUCUUGAACCAUU
This is a messenger RNA of Falco peregrinus (peregrine falcon), 722 nucleotides long. It is a transcript of the gene RPL18A, whose product is annotated as ribosomal protein L18a. The record is from RefSeq and is a predicted model, not a curated record. Bases 141 to 671 code for a protein of 176 amino acids. NCBI's taxonomy places the organism in Eukaryota, Metazoa, Chordata, Aves, Falconiformes, Falconidae. Gene Ontology annotation, cellular component: cytosolic large ribosomal subunit; ribosome. The transcript is spliced from 5 exons. Gene Ontology annotation, molecular function: structural constituent of ribosome. Gene Ontology annotation, biological process: translation.